This is a messenger RNA of Hevea brasiliensis (rubber tree), 2440 nucleotides long. Its product is annotated as aspartyl protease family protein At5g10770. Lineage: Eukaryota; Viridiplantae; Streptophyta; Magnoliopsida; Malpighiales; Euphorbiaceae. Gene Ontology annotation, biological process: proteolysis. Gene Ontology annotation, molecular function: aspartic-type endopeptidase activity. Bases 780 to 2144 code for a protein of 454 amino acids. The transcript has 3 exons. The record is from RefSeq and is a predicted model, not a curated record.
AUUCAAAAUAACAGAGAACAAAGCUGGCUAGGUAGAGAUAUCAAAUAGCUAAAACUGAAAAGGUGUAGUUGAUUGUUAUGUAAUUAGUACUAAACUAAACCAUAACCAAAAUGAUCAAUAGAAAUGACAUUCAAAGUAGUCUCAUUACAGAAAGGGACAAUAUCAAACACAAAACAUGCCUUGACAUGUUUCCCCACCAUGGACCCUCUUUCUCUCUGUCUGUAUGCAUAUCAGCUGUGACAGCUGAUUCCUUGAUGGAUGAGUCCUUAUCUUAUGAAAAGCAUAGAGAACCAAUAAAAUCAUUCGAAAUCACUACUUAAAACUCCAUAUUCCACUACCCUCCACUACUACCUACGCAACACAGUAACUCUUUUUUCUUUCUUUAUUUUCUUUUUUUUUUUCUUCCUCUGCUCAAGUAUUUGCACGUGAAUCCCCAAUAAUUUCUCAUGCACCAGUGGGUCCUUUAGCCAGCCCUUCCUCUUUUGUUGUCUUGCCAAACUCCAACUCCCAAGAAUCUCCCAUUCUCUUCUUUCUUUCUUUCUUUCUUUCUUUCUUUCUUUCUCUCCCACAUAUUCCCAGAUUUUUUUCCCUCCUUCAUUUUUAUUGGCAACCCUUUUCUCAUUUUCUUCACUGUACUCAACAAUGGCAGAAGCAAGACCUCUUUUGCCAUUGAAACAAGCUCUUCUUUCUCUUCUUCUUACUUUUCUUGUUUUUCUCCUCGCUGUUGCUCCUCUUGGAGUUCAAUGUUUUCAAGAGAAGAAAGUCCUUAGCUUGCAGGAAUGGCAAUGGAAACAGGAGGCCUAUACUUCAAGUUGUCUCUCCCAGAAAUCAAGAUCUAUAACUGCUUUCAUGCUUUAUGGGAAACAACCAUCAUUGGAUGGGAAAAGGGUGCAACCAUUCUGGAAAUGAAGCACAGAGAUUCCUGCUCAGGACAGAUUACUGACUGGAACAAGAAGCUACAAGAAAGCUUGAUUCUUGACAAGUUCCAAGUUCGGUCACUUCAAUCUCGAAUCAAAAAGAUUAUUUAUGGCAACAUGGAAGAUUCUGUAGAUAGUCAAAUCCCAUUAGUUUCUGGUGUAAGACUUCAGACACUGAACUACAUUGUUACAGUGGAAUUAGGCGGUCGAAACAUGACAGUUAUUGUAGACACAGGAAGUGAUUUAACAUGGGUUCAAUGUCAACCUUGCAAUGUCUGUUAUAACCAACAAGAUCCUCUUUUCAACCCUUCAAUAUCCCCUACAUACCAAGCAGUUUUAUGUAAUUCAUCAACUUGCCAAUCCCUCCAAUUUGCAAUUGGGAAUUCAGGAGUCUGUGGGAGCAACCCACCAACCUGUAACUAUGUUGUUAACUACGGUGAUGGGUCCUAUACCCGUGGUGAGCUAGGGACAGAACAGAUCAAUUUAGGAACCACUCGUGUCAGCAAUUUCAUUUUUGGAUGUGGCAGGAAUAGUAAAGGUCUCUUUGGAGGGACCUCAGGUCUUAUGGGAUUAGGAAGGAGUGAUCUUUCAUUGAUUUAUCAAUCUUCUGCGAUAUUUGGAGGAGUUUUUUCCUAUUGUUUGCCAAACACAGCUGCUGAUGAUACAGGUUCAUUAGUCUUGGGUGGUAAUUUUUCAAUUUACAAGAACACAACUCCCAUUUCUUAUACUAGAAUGAUUCCCAAUCCACAACUACCCACCUUCUACUUUCUCAACUUAACUGGUAUUAGUAUUGGUGGGGUGGCUUUGCAAGCGCCAUCCUUCGUUCAAGGUGGUAUACUGAUCGAUUCAGGGACAGUCAUUACCAGGCUUCCUCCUUCAGUGUACAGGAUUCUGAAAGCAGAGUUUCUGAAACAAUUUUCUGGGUUUCCUUCUGCACAGCCUUUUUCAAUCUUGGAUACUUGUUUUAACCUUAGCGGAUAUCAAGAAGUUGAUAUUCCUACAAUAAAGUUGCACUUUGAAGGAACUGCUGAGCUGAAUGUUGACGUAACUGGGAUUUUCUAUUUUGUGAAGACUGAUGCAUCUCAGGUCUGUCUGGCCCUUGCUAGUCUCUCAUUUGAAGAUGAGAUCCCUAUAAUAGGAAAUUAUCAGCAGAGAAACCAAAGGGUUAUAUAUGAUACCAAGGAAUCCAAGUUAGGAUUUGCUGCAGAAGCUUGCGGUUUCAACUGAGCAUAAGAUAGUAUUAGUUGUGUGGGUGUGAAUAUAUUUCUCUGAUGCAAUUGCCAAUUUCUUCAAUUGGCAAAGAAACAGUAGAUCUAUAGUUCUCCUCAUUUUGCAUCACAUAUAAAUAGCUAUAUUGGGGUAAGGUAUAGAAUAUAUAAAAGCUCUUCCUAUUUCUUGAAGAUUUUCUUGGGUGUUAUAAUGCGAUCUCCUAGUCCUAACACAGCAAAAAGUGUGCAAGUUGUACAUUUUUUUUUUCCUGUAAGACCUGUUUGAAUAUAAGAAAAAGAUUGAAGAUGCUCCAA